AUGGCAAAGAGACAGUACGAUCUUCUCUUCAAAUUGUUGUUGAUUGGAGACAGUGGAGUCGGAAAGACAUGCAUUAUGUACCGCUUUUGUGACGAUGCCUUCAAUACAACUUUUAUUUCUACUAUUGGCAAGCUCUGUUUCAUUAGAUUUAUUUCGAUUUUUAGGCAUUGAUUUCAAAAUAAAAACGAUCGAAUUGAAAGGGAAGAAGAUAAAGCUCCAGAUAUGGGAUACGGCUGGACAAGAGCGAUUCCAUACAAUCACUACGUCCUAUUACCGGGGAGCUAUGGGAAUCAUGCUAGUUUAUGACAUUACAAAUGCCAAGAGUUUCGAUAAUAUCGCCAAAUGGCUUCGGCAGAUCGAUGAUGUAAGUCCUUUACUUUUUUUUCUGUAAAAUUUUACUUAAUUAAUGUUUUCAGCAUGCCUCAGAAGAUGUUGUGAAGAUGAUACUGGGAAACAAAUGCGAUAUGACUGACCGGAGAGUUGUCUCGAAGGAAUGCGGAGAAAGGAUUGCCAUAGAUCACAGUAUUCGUUUCCUGGAGACGUCAGCCAAGGCCAAUAUCAACAUUGACAAGGCCUUCUAUGAUCUGGCCGAAAUUAUCUUGGACAAUGUAAGUCUUAUCCUUCUCAAUUGUUUCUAGAAUAAUUUUGUUCGUUUUAAAUACCGUUUACACUGGCUUUCUUUCAGUUGCCAAGUUCAAACUCGAAUGAGCCUAGUGGAAUUAGACCGGCAGUUCAAGAAGGUCAAGGCGGUCGUGCGGGUUGUUGUUAA
Messenger RNA from Bursaphelenchus xylophilus (pine wood nematode), 769 nucleotides. The record is from the annotation of a GenBank genome assembly. Lineage: Eukaryota; Metazoa; Nematoda; Chromadorea; Rhabditida; Aphelenchoididae.